AUGUCGCUCCUUAACAACCAAGACUUUACCAUCUACCAGCUACGCGCCGGCUACCUGCACCACGUCAAGGACGGCGUUGGCGAGCGUCUCAUCACCCUCAAUACCAAUGUCCUGAACAACCCUGCCUUUCGUGCUGCUGGCUGGCAACCCAAUCCCCAGGACAUCAAUCGCACAUACUCUCCUCCCAUCCCCACCGCCGUCGCUUCCGAAUACUUUCAAGCUCCACAACGCUCCCUCGCGCCCGCCUACGCUUUGCAAGAUGAUGACGAAGAAGGAGGAAUGGUCACUGGCCAAGGCAGUCAAGAUACUAUCGCUGUAAACACACACAACAAGAGGCGGCGACGGAAAGAGCAGCUGGAAGAGGAAGACAGCAGUGAUUUGAGCGACGACAGCGACGAUGAAGACGACAAGAGUGCCAUCUCUCAGAUCAAGUUCAGCAAGAUGCCUGUCCGUCAGAGAGCUGGUUCUUCUCCUACACACACUACAAGAGAAGGAGAAGAUGUCCCUCCACAUAACGCCUCGCCUUCGAAACUCGCUGCCCAGGAGACGGCAAGACGCGGCUCACUACCCUCUGUUUCCUUCUUCAAACAACGUCCAAGGAGAGAUACCGCUACAAGCAGCGAGUUCUCGUCCGAGAACGAGACGGAUCCCGUCACUUUCCGUAAACAGAGGGUUCAGCAUCGCGCUGCCAAGCAUGGCCAGAUGAUUCAGGACCGAAUCCAGGAAGAAGGAGAAGACCUCGAGUCUGACAUUGAUCUCGGCGAGGCCUCUGACAUAUCCGAUGACUUUGCUGGAACUGCCGGUUCAGAGUCUUUGCUGGGCAUGGGCGCUCCCUUGAUUACUGUCGACACACUGGAGUCGACCCCUGGAGACGUUCCUAGCAUGCCGCCUGCUAUCACCCCUCAUACUUCAGCAUCGCCCAAACGCAUGAAGCAAAUGGCUCCUCCUCCGGAAUUACCGAGGCUUCCUGCAGGUCGUCCAAUCAGUUAUGUUCAGCCUGUCAGUCUGUUGUCCAAGGCCUUGAAGCAUACAUCACAAAAGGCUGGUAACCCUCUACAACAAUUUGCCCAGCUCUCCGGCAAAGGUGAAUCGACUCCUCUCUGGAUCAAAAUUUAUGCUCCUUUCUCAAAGAAAGCUUCAUCUCCCAUACAGGUUCCUAUACGAAAGAAUGCAAAGGAAGGUGUACCAACCAUUGUUGCUGAGCUCAUCGGGCUCAGUCUGUGGCGAUAUGCUGAGGAGAAAAUUGAGCCGCCAUUAGAAGGCAACGAUCUGGACGUGAACCGUUGGACUUUGCGCAUGGUUGAAGACGAAGAGGUCGACUACGACUUCCCAGCCCUGACUCGGACGAAACCUCUUGGAGACUUUACCUCGAACAAUAAUCGGCCACCUCGAGCGAGAGCAAGAGAUAAGCCUUGGGAUGAGUUUGGUCUCGUGAGAGCGACUGAAGAGCAAUAUAAAGAGAACGAGGAAUCCACGCCACAGUUCAGCGAGCCUAGUGGUCUGGCUCCUUCGAGUACACCCAUCCCAGAUACUUCACGCACAGCAACACCGCAGCCUCCCAACAUGCAGAGGACCUUGUCCGAUGUUCCAACUCUGGCACCACCCGCAGCACCUACGUAUAUCCCCAACGUCAACCCUAUCACGCCAUCCUUUGCCCCGAUGGCCAGGAAGAACUCGAGUAUACCUCUGAUGGAUGCACCAGCUGCUCCUGCUCCUCGGUCCACCCCCAGGACGGGCUCAUCAAAGACAGUCACCAUACACUACACAGAUCCGCACUCGUUCCAGACGACUCUUUUACCUAUCCCAACCACCUCUGACACCUAUCUGGCUGAGCUAUUCACCACGGCAUGCCAAAGGCUGAACAUUGACAAAGCUCUCUAUGUCCUCAAGGUGCGCGGUACGCAGACUGUUGCACCAGAGGAUCGAACAGUAGAAGCGCUUGGCCAAAGAUUGGCACUCGACCUUGUCCGGCGUCGCUUCGUCGGUGUAGGCGAUGGCCGUGGUAUGGUGAGCGCAGUAGGCAGCCCAGGCAGUGAGAGUCCCAACGCACCACUGCUUCUCGAGACCGCCACAAACACAAAAGCCAAAACGCGGAAGCCUUUCAUGGGCUUGCAAAGUGCAAAAUCUACCAACGACAUCAAUGCGACCGCACUCUGGGGUCUUGCUGGUGGAGCAGGGAAACGCUAUCUCGUCAUCCGCCGCCAGCCUCUAUCUUUUGCUCCCUCGCACCCAAGGAUCCUCGCACUCGAUGCAGAGUUCAUGCACGUCAUGCCUGCUUCAUCUACAGAUCCACUCAACGCCAAUGCUGACCCAGCGAUGGCACCUCCAGGCGGCAAAACAACAAGCGUCCAUCUCAGCAGUGUGGUUGGCUGCAAAGUCAGCAGGAAGCAUCCCAAGGUUGUGCGCGUGCUUGUCUACCGCGAGAAGGAAACCAAGCGGUAUGAUUUUGAGGCUUCGACGAGGGAAGAAGCGCAGGAGAUUGCUACGGAGAUCAAUAAAGGGAUGUUGAGAUUCCGAGACGAGGAAGAGUGA
Molecule: messenger RNA, 2532 nt
Organism: Aureobasidium namibiae CBS 147.97
Lineage: Eukaryota; Fungi; Ascomycota; Dothideomycetes; Dothideales; Saccotheciaceae
Product: SIN1-domain-containing protein
Exons: 1
Coding region: 1-2532 (843 amino acids)
Biological process (GO): TORC2 signaling
Cellular component (GO): plasma membrane; TORC2 complex; cytoplasm
Molecular function (GO): phosphatidylinositol-4,5-bisphosphate binding
Source: RefSeq, a predicted model, not a curated record